AUGACGCAUUCCACGGCAGCUGUCCCGUCCCCUGCAGCCCGGGUCGUGCGGCUGGGUGAGGGUGAGGAUGUGAUGCCUGUGCGUACAGAGCUGGCUUCGACCCCCGGGAUUUCUGUGGGGACUCUGAUGCUGAGCCCCAUCGAGCCUCUGCAGGCUCAGCCCCCUCCCCUCUUUGCCCCGAGGCCUCUCCACGCCAUCACCAAUUUCUGUACAGUGGCUGCCUUCACACCGAGGUCCACCUGGCCCACCCUGGCCAAAAUGAAGACCACCUGCAGCCCUCAGCAGCUCCAGCCCACCUCCAUCCCCACAGUGGCCACCGUCCAGCUCACUGGCUCCCCUCGCUUGUGA
Molecule: messenger RNA, 348 nt
Organism: Rangifer tarandus platyrhynchus (Svalbard reindeer)
Lineage: Eukaryota; Metazoa; Chordata; Mammalia; Artiodactyla; Cervidae
Source: the annotation of a GenBank genome assembly